AGCCACAUCUUUGUGUUGAUGUAGGAAAGCACCGCGCUACGCUGUAGCACGGGUGCAGCUCUUAAUUCAACCCAACAGAAACCAUUGUGUAGAUCUACAGGGUUGUAUUUGUUUGCACAGAGGUGCGUCAGGGCGGCCUGGACGCACUUUUAAUCAGCGGGGAAAAGACAAUUAGUGCGCGAGGGGACACUUGACUUUUCCGGAGGAAACGCAGAUUUACCGCUAAACAUUUAGCGCACUUACACAUAUUAAAUCAGCUUCACCAUAUAAGUUGCCGCUCAGCUUUCUGCAACGAUAACGAAAUAAAUAAUGGCUCCGCUGCACGUCAGACUAGCCUGUUCAGUUCAGAAGAACACAGGGAGAGUGACAAGGACGGAGAGAGGGAGAAAGAAAGGGGAGGGGAAGUGACAUUAAAGCAACACAACAAGGAAACUACACUGCAGAGCCCACAGACGCCUUCAUUUUAUGUUUUUGAAUAAUAGCCGGAGCUAGUGAGGCGAAGUGUCUGAGUGAAAGGCAGCCCCCACAGAGAGCUCCAGCUUUAAGUGUCCGGGGAGAAAGCGGCUUUUGGACCGAGCUGGAUUUAAAGGCGCUCUCCGUCUCCUUCACAGACAUGGGAUCAGAGCCACCAGGUUCCCCGCAGGUGGUGGAGGAUGGAGGUGAGGAGGAUGAGGAGGAGCUGAGUGGAGGCGAGGAGGCAGAGUUUCGGUCCAGCUCGGGCAGGGGCUCCCUGCUGACCCGGAGGGGCAUCACCCUGAGAGUGCUGCUGAAGGACGGGCUGGUGGAGCCUGGGGACGGCGUGUUGGCCAUCCACUACCUGGGUAAGAACUUUGUUGGGGACUUGCUGAACGACGGGAAGAUCCGAUGGGUGGAGACGGGCCAGAUCUUCAAUUCCCCCAGCGCCUGGGCGACGCACUGUAAGCGUCUGGUGAACCCGGCCAAGAAGUCCGGCUGUGGCUGGGCGUCUGUGCGCUACCGAGGGCAGAAGCUGGCCCAGUACAAGACCACCUGGCUGCACAAAUAUCAACCCAGCGCAGACAUGAGCAUGGUGAGUGAAGAAGACGAUGACGAGGAUGAGGAGGAAGGGAAAGCAGUAAUGCAGGCAGACGAGAAGAACAAGAACAACAAACCUGGUUUACAUGAUGUAAUGGUUUCACGUCGAGCUGACAGAGAGAGGAUUCCUGUCAGAUAUUGCAGCUUAGGCACUAGGGAUGCAGCCAGAGAUCCACACACGCUGGUGGAGCUCUCAGCGUUCUCAGCCAUCAACAGAUUCCAGCCGUUCAAUGUAGCCGUCUCCAGUAAUGUUCUGCUGCUAAUGGAUUUCCACUGUCACCUGACCACCAGUGAGGUGGUGGGGUACCUCGGAGGGCGAUGGGACACAAACACACAAUUGCUGACCGUCCUAAGGGCUUUCCCCUGUCGGACCAGGCUGGGAGACAGAGAUACCGCCUCCGCUGUUGAAGAGGAGAUCUGUCAGAACCUGUUCAUGCGUGGGCUGUCCUUGGUGGGCUGGUACCACAGUCACCCGCGGGGUCCGGCCUUGCCGUCGCUGCAGGACAUCGACUCCCAGAUGGACCAUCAGCUCAGGCUGCAGGGCUCAAACAACGGCUUCCAGCCCUGUCUGGGCAUCAUCUGUGGUCCAUAUUACCAUGGAAACCAAGGUGUGGCAUCCACAAUAACACCGUUCUGGGUCGUACCACCACCUGAGCAACGACCUAAUGACUAUGGUAUCCCUGUGGCUGUGGAAGUCACUUAUGUACAGGACAAUUUUCUCACCAGCGAUGUUCUCAACGAGAUGAUGCUUCUGGUUGAUUACUACAGGACAGCGCCAGAUCUUGUCCAGUUUAACCAGUACUGGUGUCCUGAGACGACCAUGAUGGACAAGAUAAAGGGCUCUCUGAGUUGCCACGCCCCUAAAGACCAGGCCUACUCGCAGAUCCUGGAGCACGUCUACAGCCAGCUGAGCAACACGCAGUGAGAUUUGCUCUGCAUGUCGUUCCAUUUCAAACACCUUAACUGACCUGACUGAUAUGACGCAAGAUCAAUUCUGCUUGAGAAGGUAGAUGCCUUGAAUGAUCUCAUGCUUGAGUGCUAAAAUUCAUUUAGCAUUAAACACACCUCUGGGACCUGGCGGGUGAAAGUAGCUGCUCUUUGUGGUUGUACUGUAUUUUAUGAGAGAAAUAAAAGUCUAACCAAACACAAUCAAUAAAAAAAAAAAUCAUAUUUAACUGGACACUAUAUGGAAAGCGGAAGACCUUCAGCAUUUUAUACAUGGACCUAUGUACCCUUGUGCUCAGAUAUUAAGAGAUAUGGUUGAUUGACACUGUUAAAUGUCUUGUAAUUGCCAUUAUAGACUCAAUGGGAAUAGUAGUUGUGGGUAAACAGUGAAAAGUAGAGUAAAGCACACACCAUCAAUGUAUGCAGUGGCAUCUGUGUCCCUGUUUGUGCUCCUGACGUCAUAUUUAAGGAUGGUGGUGCAAGUACAUCUGCUAGUUCAAUAAAACAAGUGUGUUUGUGUGUUAGGUGCGCAGUGUCGUGAAUGUGCACAUCUGCUGUCCUGUCAAGCUGUCUGAAACAUGAGCACUCUUUGUUAGGACAGAUAUUUGCUUCCUCUUGAACUGUACUGUAUUUAUUACUGUUGACUGUGUGGUUUACAUGUAUGCAGACAGAGCUAUGCCUUAAGCCUGCUGAUUGGUGACCCACUAGAUAUUAAAAUAUACACACUGGAACCAUAAAAA
This is a messenger RNA of Girardinichthys multiradiatus, 2738 nucleotides long. RefSeq names its product MPN domain containing (gene mpnd). The coding region runs from base 614 to 1978 and encodes 454 amino acids. Gene Ontology annotation, molecular function: metallopeptidase activity; polyubiquitin modification-dependent protein binding. Gene Ontology annotation, cellular component: BRCA1-A complex; BRISC complex. The transcript has 13 exons. Gene Ontology annotation, biological process: double-strand break repair. The record is from RefSeq and is a predicted model, not a curated record. NCBI's taxonomy places the organism in Eukaryota, Metazoa, Chordata, Actinopteri, Cyprinodontiformes, Goodeidae.